This is a messenger RNA of Aricia agestis (brown argus), 819 nucleotides long. RefSeq lists its product as uncharacterized. The record is from RefSeq and is a predicted model, not a curated record. NCBI's taxonomy places the organism in Eukaryota, Metazoa, Arthropoda, Insecta, Lepidoptera, Lycaenidae. The transcript has 5 exons. Bases 184 to 819 code for a protein of 211 amino acids.
UUAGUUAAAGUCACGUUGAAGUAAAUAAAAAAAUUAAAGGAAAGAUGGACCGAUACUUACAAGUUUUUAAAUUUUAACAAUAAAUGUUCUCGUUUCCCUGCGCCGCUGCCGCUGGAGGUGGCUUCGAGGAAAGUCUAGGGCGGAGGUAUGGUAAGCAGCACGGGAGGAAAGGUGGCCCUGGCCAUGAACCCCGUGGCUAGCGGCGAUAACCUCUGGCUCCAGGGCCUGCCGUCACUCGUGCCCUGCUGCGAGGGAAAGGAAUUGCAGAUAGACGAGGAGUGUAUCCGGUGCGGGUUGUCGGCGAUAUCCGUGCGCGAGGAGGCCACGCCGCGUCGCCGCGCCGCCCGCGCCGCCGCCGCCUGCUGCAGCGACACCACGCCGUCGACCCAGAAAGCGCUGAAGGCCCGCAACUCGUUCCGCUGCGUGCACCGGCCGGAGCUGCGGCGCGUGGCGGGGCUGCGCCACCUCUCGCCCGCCGACCUGCGCCUCGCGCUGCUGCAGCUCGCGCGCGAGGACCACACUCCGCUGCCCGGCGUCGAGUCGGCGGUCGAGGCGGUCGAGGCGGCGAGUUCGGCGAGCGCGCGGGAGGUGCCGGCGGGCAUGCGGCUGCACCGCGCGCGGCUGUUCACGGCGGUGCUGGCCGCCGCCGCUCGCCCGCAGAGCACAGAAGACUCGAGCACGGCAGACGACGCCCAGGACGAUGAAAGUCUUACAAACGAACGAGUCCAAAUUAUACUCCGACCCAGAACGGACGAGGAGCGUGCCGAGUGUCGCACGACAGACACUAUACCGACUAGCGGACCACCUGUGAGUCUGUGA